This is a messenger RNA of Musa acuminata subsp. malaccensis (wild Malaysian banana), 1231 nucleotides long. Its product is annotated as transcription factor BIM2. Gene Ontology annotation, biological process: DNA-templated transcription. The record is from RefSeq and is a predicted model, not a curated record. Gene Ontology annotation, molecular function: DNA-binding transcription factor activity; protein dimerization activity. Lineage: Eukaryota; Viridiplantae; Streptophyta; Magnoliopsida; Zingiberales; Musaceae.
CAAAAGGGCGCGCCGGGCUUAGGGUUUCGGGUUUCUUUCCGUGGAUCGAUCAAUCUCCAUGUGGUCGCUGAGAGCUGGUGCGAGUUAGGCGGACGUUGGACGACGAUCAGGAGGGGGGAAUCGAUUGAUGGAGUCGGCCUGCAGAUCGAGCGGAGACGAGGAGGAGCUCGGGAGGGGACGGCGCUCCUGCUCUCCGGGAGUGGAACUUUCGGCGAAGGUGGAUGGGAAGAGUGGUGAGAAGGCAGCCAUGCCCACAAGUCCAAGAUCAAAGCAUUCCGCAAUGGAGCAACGCAGAAGGUGCAAGAUCAAUGACAGAAAUGGCUUAUACUACAGAUUUCAGAUUCUUAGAGAUCUUAUACCACAUAGUGAUCAGAAGAGGGAUAGAGCUUCAUUUCUCAUGGAGGUUAUUGAAUAUAUUAAGUUUUUACAAGAGAAGGAACAGAAGCACGAAUUAUACUCAGGCUGGAAUCAGGAAAAUGCAAAACUUGUGCCAUGGAGUAACACAGAUGGCAUCUGCGACCCUAAAAAUGGGCCUGCUCAACCUGGAUUUUUGUUCAGUGAAAAGUUCAUUGACAAUAACAUCCCAGUAGUGCCAUUAAAUGCAACAAAUGCUGCAGAGACUGAUACUAAUGCUGGUACUGAUACAGUGCUUGAUCCUUUGCAAUCAAAUGCUUAUGCCUCGCUUGAAAGAGGACCUGGUUUAUCCCAUCCUCAAGAGAGGUUAGUUUCAGAUCCAGAUAACUUCCUAUCUCAGCCACAAUCUGGAUGGCAAAGAUCAUCAUGUCCAGCUGACUGCACCAUGAGCAGCGACAUGUUGAGUGAACAAGAAGAGCUAGUAAUUGAUGAAGGCACAAUAAACAUUUCCACUGUCUACUCUCAGGGGUUUUUAACAACGAUAACACAAGCACUGCAAAGUUCCGGUGUGGAUCUGUCUCAAGCUAGUAUCUCUGUUCAGAUCAAUCUAGGUAGGCGAGCAAAUAGAAGGUCUGUUGCCACUACUACUAUGUCUAGUGCAAAGGAUAACUGCAACCAUUCACCUCUCGAUCAAGUAAUGGGAGACUCGGUGGUGGGGAGCAACGGUGAUGAGUCUGAACAAGCUCCAAAGAGGCAAAAGAUUGAUGACCAUUAAGAGCUACUCAUCUUCUCUUUCUCAGUUGUCAUCCAUGCUGUUACCAUGUGACAUUUCACGAAGCAUGUAAUAUUAGAACUCAAUGCAUGUUAUUGAUCACUU